UUGUGUUAAAGUAUUUUUUAAUUUUUUUUUUUAUAGUGAACCCGUGGACCGGUUAAAUCAUGGUGGUUCAUAUGACAUUACGUUGAACUGUGAAAAACCAUUUGGUGAAUCAAUAACCGGUUAAUCAAUGAACCGAAUCGCUAUCAUAACUGGUUUAACGGUUCUACUAGCCCGGUCGUUGAUCUAGUUGGGUUCUUAUCAAAGAGAAAGAUUCUCUAACUAUGCAAGUAGAUGAGUGGUCUCAUAAUUAAAGGUAAAGUAGUGAUAACUGAUAAGUAAUAUUGUAAUAAUGCUGUUUGUGGGACUUUCAACAAUGCAUACGGGUGUGACAGACUGGCAGUGGCCUAAGUGGGGUAUUAACAUUGACUAAAAUUAUAUUUAUGUUUCUCUCUGUUUUCCAUGGUGAGGAGUGCUCUCGACAAAAGUGGUCGGUCGGAGACACUCCGUCGGUGACUGGUCCGACUCUGGCGGGUCGGCCACCUGACCCUACUCCUCAUAUCCCUCAAACAGAUGCAACACAAAAUGCAACGUCACAGGCGAUGAAUUUCAAAGCAGCACUAGCCGGAGCUCCACCAGCAAACCCUUCAAAGAAGCUCCCUCUCCCAGACUCCCCUCAUGCGACUCUAAUCGCUUCUCUCAUCUUCAAUCGACCUUGUGGAGGCAGAACGAGAGCUAGAGGCGGGUCGAUUUAGACGAGUCAGUCGCCAUCUCCGCCAUUGUCGAUUAUAAUCUGUCUGUGGUUACCGCCAGGUACUGAAAUCCCUAGCGGAUUAUUCGAUUUGACCGGAUUUGAAGCCUUUUCCACCGACUGCCGCAGAGGACGAGAAGGCAACAGUUCUAGUGGAGGAUUUGUUCUUGUUGGACAUCAUUGAUAGCUCCGUCGUACAGUGGAUUGAAUCUACCUCUGUAGUCUUUUCAUAAUAUAAAUAUUAAUUAAUUAUUAUAUAAUAAAUAUAAUUAAAAUUAAUUAUAUCCAAAUAAUUCUUUUAUAGAUAAAAAAAAUAACCGACGAAUAUAAUCAUUGUUUUCAUAAACAACCAUGAUGGGAUUUCAUAUUGUCAAAGAAACGCAAAAACAUUUGUUGUCUACACUUUUAAGUAAGCCUCUUUCAAGGGUAAAUUGCACGGUUGGUCACUAAGAUUAUUGAAAAUGUUCAUGUUUGGUCACUGGAAAUAUUUAAUUCUAUCAGUGGUCACUGAGAUUACUUAAACCGUUCAACUUUGGUCACUCUCCGUUAACUUUCGUUAGUCUCCGUUAACAGCGUCAGUUUUUUGCUGAUGUGGCUAACAGAAAAGCCUAAUCAGCCUAUUUUGACCCGCCACGUCAUUGAAACAAACCACAUAAGAUAAUCCACCCAACCCAUAACCCAACCCUUCUUGACCAACCCAGCCUAAGAAAAUAUCUACCUCUUCUCUCUCCACCCCUCCUCUGGUUGUCAUAGUCCUUCCAUCCCGGAGCUUAAUCGCCAGGCAGAUUGUCAAAAUUUAGGGUCCCGGAGCUUAAUCGCCACACUUCCCUAGUCGUCUUCCCAACCUCUGCCGGUCGCACUUCCCUCAUUGGAUUCCCAACCUUUACUCCUCCCCCCUUUCAUCUUUUCUUCUUCUCUUCCAAUCAUGUGACAAAAAAUUGCAGAACCAAUUCCUUCCAACCCACACAUCCUCCAUCGGCCGAAAUCCUUCCUUAACGCCCUCCAAAAUGAAAGUCGUGUGUUCUCGCUCGUAUUCCACGCUUUACAGCGCCUGUCGUAACGCAAUCGAAGGGGUCGGGAGGACCACAUCUGCUGGAACCCCACUCCGAGCCUGGCGGUCGGUCGUUUCCUUUGCCCUCACCUUAUCGUCCCUCACGUACAUCCUCAUCGAUGCGUUCACUACAGAAGACGAGGACCUGUUGUUGGCGCCGGUGGCGUUCGCAUCCGGCUAUCUCCCCACGAAUCGGAGAUCCAUUGCUUCUUUUGAUUCUGCAGUUGCUACUAAGAUUUGUUGCUUGGGUCUGAUAUAGAAUUCCUUGAUUUUUAGAAAUCGAUAGACAUAGAGAGUGGUUUAUAUAGGGAUGAGAACAAGCUGUUAGGGAAUUCUUUGGGAAUUUGUCGAUUGGAAGUUGAAAGGACCCUUCUUGGAAAGCUUUGCAAACCUUCAAAUAGAGGGAGUCAUAUUGGAGUUGGGAGUAUGAAGAUGUUGGAAUUGAGGGAGAAGCAGAAGGCAAGUGCGGAGGAGAAGGAUGACAGAGGUAGAAGGGGAUCUGAGAAUUUGGGAAUUAAGGUUUUUUCAAUAGGAAGAAGAUUAUGGGUUAGUUGGGUUUGAGUAUCUUAUGUGGCGGGUUUAACGACGUGGUGGGUCGGUUUUGAGUUUUUUUAAUUUAGAAUUGGGUAACUGGAUAAUUCUGUUAGCCACGUCAGCGAAAAACUGACACCUUUAAAGGAGACUAACGAAAGUUAACGGAGAGUGACCAAACUUGAACGAUUUAAGUAAUCUCAAUGACCAUUAAUGGAAUUAAAUAUUUACAGUGACCAAAUGUGAACGUUUUUAGAAAUCUUAGUGACCAACCUUGCAAUUUACCCCCUCUUUCAAUGUAUCUCACUAUACAAUCAUUAUAAAAUUGAUAGCCAAUUCGACUUGAAAACUUGUUCUUACUAUAAUUCAAAACUGAAAAUACUCUUUCUACACUUGCAGUUGUAACUGGUAGAAUCAAAACUAGUGUAAUUGCGUUGUCGCUGGACAAUUUCAGGGAUGUUGUAGGCAAAAAUCAAAUAGUGAUAAGGAGAAAAGAUAUCCGAUUCGAUCUUUAUUCCAAUUGGAAUUUCUUUUAUAGUAAUAAUAAAUUAAUUUUAUGUCAAUUUAUGAACAAGUAAUGAGUUGUGUUGCAGUGACAAAAUACUCUAAUACCAUCUAUAGGUUGUGUUCAAUCACCAAUAUAAAUAUAUAUGGGGUAUUUUUUUUUCUUCCGAAAUUUACCAUUGUCCUGUGACAAGGCCCCAAGGGCCUGCCUCCGCCUAUGAAGUCAUAGACCAUCCUGUGUGACGGGUAAAACCCGACCAAAGCCAGGGAAUGCCGAAACCCGAAUGGAUACAGGGAUGGGUAGCCAUUCACUAUCCAUAGUUCAUUUCAGACAGGGACGAGUAAAACCUGAUUUUUUCUCUAAAUACAGUAAAAAUUUAAAAAAAAUCAUACAAUACACAACUUUUAUUAAAAUUUCCCAAAAUACCAAAAAUUGUCGCAGAUUGAGUCCAAUAAACUCGAACUACAACCUAGUUUGAGUGCCAAAUAAUCGAUCCACGUGCAUCGACUGGAACGACCACGAUUGGCUGAAACCCGAAUACGCGGAUCGAGUGUAAACAACUCGAUCAACAUAAAUGGAGGAUAUAGGACUCGAUCCAGUUGAUGCGGAUCGAUGACCUGGAACGCGCCUCACCAUUGAUCGAAUGAGUGAAACUCGAUGCUGGUCGUUCGAUUUCUUCGGCCGCAAACAUGGAAUGACGCGGAUCAAGUGCAUUAAACUCGACGCAAGUGG
Messenger RNA from Linum trigynum, 3507 nucleotides. NCBI's taxonomy places the organism in Eukaryota, Viridiplantae, Streptophyta, Magnoliopsida, Malpighiales, Linaceae. The record is from the annotation of a GenBank genome assembly.